GAAGGUCAAGGAAAACCAGGUGGAACUGAAAUUAAAGGGGACACAUCAGAUGUUGGUCUGUGCCAAUGAUGUGAAUCUACUGGGUUAUAAUAUAGAUACCUUAAAGCAAAACACACAGACUUUAAAUGAUGCAAGUAGGUGUAUAAUGAUAUCCUUCAAGUGGCUUCGGCGUUUAGUUAGAAGACAUACAAAUCCAGUACCAGUAGAUAGAGCUGCAUCUAUUAAACAGAAAUUAUCUAUUGUGUAUAUGCUACUUGCAUGGAAUGCAUUUGGAUUUGUAUGUUACAUGUUAUUUACUGGACGUGGUGACUGGGCUCGAUAUUAUGGCUAUAAAUCUGAAGCCGAGGCUUCAAUCCCACCUGGUCGACAGUGGGCCCAAACUUUGAAGAUAGAUAAAGCAAAAAUAGUUCGGUUUUCAGGACUACACAUAGCAGAUGAAUAUGAUUAUCAGAAUGAAGAAACUGGAGAAGCAAGCAAUCUAGAAGAAUGAUAGUGAUAAUGUUAUGAUUGGUAUUUGUUUCAGUUGACUUCUUUAUAAGCAGAAACAGUUCUCAUAAUAAUGCCAUUUCGGUACAAUACUUUAUUCCAGGUAAACUGAAAGAUAAGAUAACCUUGCUCAGUUAUAUUUAUAAUGUUUUUUAUUCCAGUAUUUAUACUGCCAUUUAAAUAUGGAAGUUCUGGAGAUUGGAAUAAAGUAUAAAAUAUACAAGGA
This is a messenger RNA of Cryptotermes secundus, 712 nucleotides long. RefSeq lists its product as uncharacterized. The record is from RefSeq and is a predicted model, not a curated record. The coding region runs from base 50 to 490 and encodes 146 amino acids. Lineage: Eukaryota; Metazoa; Arthropoda; Insecta; Blattodea; Kalotermitidae. The transcript is spliced from 3 exons.